AUGGCUGCUUCCAGCAAUUGCUCAAUCCUCUUCGUGAUCAUAGCAUUAUUGUCCUUAUCAAGCAUAUCGACAAGUCAUGCUGCUCGUAGCCUACUGCAACUUCCUAACUUGCCUACGAUCCCAUCAUUGCCUCAGCCAACAAUGCCACAAUUGCCAAAUAUUCCCAACUUACCUACAGCAAUGCCACCAUUGCCAAGCGGUGCAUCUUUGCCUACAUUGCCCUCUGUACCGAAAAUGACUCUGCCACCAAUGCCUGCCAUUCCCAACAUGCCCUCACUUCCAAGUAUUCCCACAAUUCCUACACUUUCACCUCCUCCAUCCAACUAA
Molecule: messenger RNA, 327 nt
Organism: Lycium barbarum (goji berry)
Lineage: Eukaryota; Viridiplantae; Streptophyta; Magnoliopsida; Solanales; Solanaceae
Product: protein PELPK2-like
Exons: 1
Coding region: 1-327 (108 amino acids)
Source: RefSeq, a predicted model, not a curated record